Molecule: messenger RNA, 1163 nt
Organism: Chara braunii
Lineage: Eukaryota; Viridiplantae; Streptophyta; Charophyceae; Charales; Characeae
Source: the annotation of a GenBank genome assembly
CGUUGUCUACAUGAGGUGACUGGUUGCGACAAGGAGGGAGAUCGGGAUCUGUGGAUGAUUGGGAUCGGGUACUCACCUGAGGUUGACGUCUCCGAGCAAACAGAUACCCUUCGAGUCCUUCGCACGGACCCUGUGGAUUACCUUGUGACGCCACGUGUGAUCGCCUGCUGCGUUGCUCUGCCGAUCCUUACACUCAUGUGCUUCAGUGUGUCUAUGGGCGCGAGCGUCUUUCUUGCGGAGGGCGUGUACAAUGUCAGCGCGAACAUCAUUCUCGAUUCGGCAGCUCGAGGCCUUCAACCGUGGGACAUCAUCAGCACUUUGAUUAAGUGUGUUGUGUUUGGUAUGAUUAUUGCUGUCGUGAGUUGCACUUGGGGAGCAACGACGACAGGGGGUGCAAAAGGCGUCGGCGAAUCCACGACUUCUGCCGUCGUGAUUUCCCUCGUCUGUAUUUUCAUCGCCGAUUUUGUCUUGUCCUGGUGCUUCUUCCAGGGUGCAGGCGAUGCACUCAAAGCUUGCAUGGGAUAGAUAACUGCGGGAGGUGGUGGUUAGCGAUGAAAAAAAAAAAAGAAAGAAGCGAUGUACUCUGCUGUCGACGGGUUUUAGGAGCAAAGAACAUUGUUAUGGUGUCCUUCCUUCGCCGAAACGGUGCAGAGAGCAGAGGAUGAUGACUGUUGAGGUUCAGCAAUAAACCCACGACAAACUUGAUGAUGGCUUUCUUAGCCGAAGUCGGGUCAUGCCGUCGGUGUAGUCAAAUAUAUUGUAUUUUUUUUAUGAUGGGACGCUGGGCCCGAUUCCCAGUACGUGCUGCUCACCACAAAUAUAGAUUGGGUCCCCAUGCAUUGUGUUUUUCCACACACACACACACAAAAAAAAAAAAGACCUUGAUUGUGGCAUCUGUCUCUAUGACGUGCGUUUGCAGGUCCACAUGCAUGGACCUUUUGCUCGUUCUCUUUUCGCAUUUCCAUCUGUAUAUCCUCCCCCAACUGGCAGUAUUCUGUAAAUCCUCCUCCAGCGCCAGGAAUUGUUGUAGCUGGCUGAUGAACGCGUGGUUCGCAGAGCACCUACUUUUGUCCUCCCUCCUUUCGCUGCUGGGUCACGAGAUGUUCCCCUAUUCUUUCCAUCCGCAAGUUCACUUUUUCAGUGCUAUUGGGCUAUACUUACGA